Molecule: messenger RNA, 2057 nt
Organism: Lingula anatina
Lineage: Eukaryota; Metazoa; Brachiopoda; Lingulata; Lingulida; Lingulidae
Cellular component (GO): nucleoplasm
Molecular function (GO): RNA binding
Source: RefSeq, a predicted model, not a curated record
GGGCACAUGAUACAUCCGAUCGGCGGCCAUUGAUGCGGCAUCUCCAGGACGUUUUCUUGUAGUGAAAUUACCUUUAUAGGUUGUUUCUUAGUGUAAGAUCAACCCUCUGCAUUACCAGACUGUGAGAAAUCACAAUGCCGUCGGAGUUGGAAAGCUGGAACCACAGCAAGGUUAUCCAGGUGUCUAACCUGGCUAUGACCUGUACAAAAGAACAAAUCAGGACAUUGUUUGGUUACCUCGGAAGGAUUGACGAAGUUAAGAUGUAUCCAGCAGAGGACAGCCCCAUUCCAGCAACAUCUAAGGUAUUUUAUGUAAAGUUUGAUGAUCCAGUGACUACUGGAGUAGCCUGCCACCUCACCAACACUGUCUUCAUUGACAGAGCUCUUGUUAUUGUCCCAGUAUUAGAUGGUAAGAUUCCUGAUGAGCAAACUGCCCUGCAGAUCUCUGCCCCAGGGGCCUCUCAGCCAGGUCAGCCUGUGAUGGGCACACCCAACUGGCCACAAGAUAUUGUGAACCAGACAACGGGCAUGGGGUUAAACCAGGUGCAUACCACCUAUGACCCCAAGUUGUCAGCCAUGGGUCUGCCCCAGUACCCCCCUCUCUCUGGCACCCUGGACCCCCACAAGGUAGAGGAGAUACGCAGGACUAUUUAUAUCACAAACCUAGAUACCACAGUGACAUCAGAGAUGCUAUUGACAUUCUUCAGCCAGAUAGGGGAGGUGAAGUAUGUGCGUAUGGCUGGAGACGAGGCACAGCUUACCAAGUGUGCUUUUGUGGAGUUCUCAGAAAUGAGCUCUGUGGCCACUGCCUUAACAUACAAUGGUGUGGCUUUUGUAGGGAAACCACUCAAAAUUGGACAUGCUAAUAAUGCUAUUGUGAAACCAGGUGCAUCAGCUAUGAUGCCCUCAAGAGAAAUGGAGGAAGCAAUGAAGAAAGUGAAAGAAGCUCAGUCUCUCAUCACCUCAGCUGUUGAAACGGAUCUUGGUAAGCGCAGCAGGUCACGUUCUCGCUCAAGAAGGAGACGCUCCCGUUCAAGAUCUCGUAGAAAGUCCCGAUCCAGGUCAAAGGGAAGGUCAAGAAGGUCUAGGUCUCGAACCAGAAGAUCUAGUUCAAGAACUAGAAGAAGAACUCGGUCACCAAGAAGGAGAAGAUCACGCUCCAGACAUAGGUCCAGGUCGAGAUCAAAAGACAGGAAAAGAAGAGAAGAUAAAGAUAGGAAAAGGGACAGGUCCCGUACAAGAAGAAGCCGUCGCUCUAGGAGUGGUAGCAGGAAAGAGCCACCACCAGUCACUGACAUGCGAGAGCGCAGACGCAGCAGAUCUCGCUCAAGACAUCGUCGUCGCUCACGCUCGCCUGCCAAAAAGUCAUCAAGGAGUCCUUCUCCCCCAAAGAUAGAGAGAAUUAGAUCCUUGUCACCUAAGAGAAAAGGCAGCUCCAGAUCUCCCUCUCCACUCAAAAAAUCCAAGUCUAGGCGUUCCAAAUCCAGAAGUCGAUCUCCCAAAAAAUCAUCUUCAUCUAGGCACAAGAAGGAAAAGAGGAGAGAUAGGGAUCGUGAUAGUAGGGAGCGUGAAGGCAAGAGUAAGAAGAAGAAAGACAAGGAUAGGGACAGGGACAGAGACAGGGAUCGUGAACAUGGUGAGGACAGGAAGAGUAGCGAACAGAAGGAGGUCAAAAUCAAACGCGACUAUGACGAGGAGGAGAAGGGCUACGACAGUGAUAAAAGCGAGGACCGUAAGGAGGCCCAACCCGAGGAAAGUAAACCACCAGAGGCUGAGGCAGAGAGCGCCAGCAGUAGCAGUGAAGAUGAAGAGAGGGAAAAGUCCAAACCAGCUCCAACAGAUGACUUGCAAGAGAUGGACAUGGAUGUUGACAGCGACUGAAAUGUCAGUUGUAAAGAAUUGGGAAAGUCUAGAUGGAUAUGAAAUGUCGCAAUCAUUUGUUGGCAAGAGUUACGCAAACAAGAGGCAUGUCUCUCAUUUCCCGGAUUGACUUCCCUUUGAAAGUCUGCUCUUCUUAGGAAUCAUGCAAAGUUUUACUACGUGCAGGUAGUUGUCUGC